AUGGCCGUCAACGUCCUCUCCCCAACCACCACCACCACCACCACCACCACCACCACAACAACACCCACCAAAAUGAAUAAGCGCUUCCCACCUCUAGCCGAUAGAACCUCCCUCUCCUACAAACUCACCAACCUCUCCAAACAAAAACUCGCCCGCGAGGCCACCGCCCCGGACCCCGACAUCCGCCGCUGCCUCCACCACUUCCGCAUGCACAUCCUGUCUGUAGAGUGGGCGCAGCAGGAGACCGCGUCCAAGAUCACAUCGUUCGAGUUCGAGGAUGACUCCGAGUCUGAGGAUGAAGAAAGCACACAGAACAAAACCGCGCAGAUCCAGCGCAAGCUCGAGUCCAUCGCGCCUGCUUUGACGCCCGCCGAGCCGCCGGUUGAGAUUGAGGUUGAGACUCACACGGAAACCUCACCCAAGGAGGAGCAGACUAUCCAUGUCCACUUUGAGGUUGUUCCUCAGCCUCAGCAGCCUGCUCAGACUGCUCUGUCCGAGGAGAAGGAUGCUGCUGGGGGUAUCGUUGACAAGGGACGACGCUGUCUUGAGAAGGCGUGGCCGUCGCCUGUGCAGUGCAUGCCCGUUCGCAUUGCCGGUUAG
Aspergillus mulundensis is the source of this 600-nucleotide messenger RNA. RefSeq lists its product as uncharacterized. The coding region runs from base 1 to 600 and encodes 199 amino acids. The record is from RefSeq and is a predicted model, not a curated record. The transcript has a single exon. Lineage: Eukaryota; Fungi; Ascomycota; Eurotiomycetes; Eurotiales; Aspergillaceae.